CUGCUCAGUCCGUCCUAGAACAGAGAGGGGUAGGUUCAGGAUUUUGGGUUUGGGUGACGCGUUUUAAUCACGUGCCCUUAUUUGAGAGCGCCUGGCGUACAUUUCUUUCCCUUCUCUCCACUCCAUCAGCGCCCAUGUCAGCCGGGCACAUAAUCAGUGUGCCACAAAGCGGUGGAUGCCCCUUAUCGCGGUGACCCGAAGGGUUCACGCCAGUGCACAGGGUUCAUCUGAGGAGAGGUCUCGGCCCCUCCUGUUCCCCCGAGACCUGGAGCAGAGCAAAACCUAAAUGUUAUUCAUUUCUGUAUCAAUAACGGAUUUCCAUUCGCAGACACCGACCCGAAGAAAAGGUUCACAGGGAGUUGUCGCUGCACUCCCUUUUGCAAUGGGAAGUCCUGAUAGCUGAAAAUUUAAAUGAUAACUGGUUCAUCACGGCUGGCUGAUGACACCUCAACUCCACACAAUUCCAGUAUUAGUUUCUGACUCGUCACUCAUCUGCACAAUCCGACACAAUGGCCAGCAAAAGGAAAUCUACGGUUCCCUCCAUGAUUCCAUCCAAAAGCAAGCACAUGCGAGAGGACAUCGUACUGGGAUGCUUACCUGAGCUCCUACCCACAAUACCUGAAGACAGCAUUCUCAGUAUCUCCACAGAUGAGGAUACACAACGAUUCCACGACUUCUCAAAACCAGAGGAGAAGAGUUCAUGUUGGAAAAGGGGAACAUACAGCUGCCCUCUGUGCUGCUUUGAUUCCGGAGACUUGAACCUAUUUCUCAAUCACAUGGACAACUGUCACAUGGACUUUCAUGCUCAACCAAACUUCUACUGUUUGCCUUGCAAGGUUGCAGCGGUGAAGUUUGAAGAUCUUGCUUUACAUAAUGCAAAGUCACAUCCUGAACUCCAUAACGCACACAGGAAAGUAUCGCUAAAAGUUGCCAAAAGAGAUGGGGCAAUUACAGUGGAGCAAAACCUGUUUACGGAAGAGGAUUUCGGCGAAUCCGGGAUAUCCAUUACCAAGACACCCAUAAUGAAAAUGACCAAAGGGGGACACAAAAAAAUUGUCAUCUCCCACACUGUUGAGGUACAAAGAGCUGAGCCCAGAAACGACAAGCUUGCAAUCGUAACCAACGGCACGUCAGUAAUGACCCUACCCCUUACGACAUCACCACAAAUCUUCUGUGGCAUCGGUGCUCCCCCAAUGCAUAAAAUCCCAAACAUACCAGAGAUGCAUAACCGUGGCCCUCUGUGGAACUCCAAUCCUUCAUUCUCAGAAUCAAACAGUGAUCUCCCAAAGGUCAUGAUCCCUCUAAGUAGCAUCCCCACAUACGAUCCUGCCAUGGACUUGAGCAGUUUUCUUAAGACAUCCUUCGGCAAGUUUCCUUACCCAACCAAAGCCGAGCUGUGUUAUUUAACAGUGGUGUCCGGCUUUCCAGAGGAGCAGAUCAAACUCUGGUUCACGGCCCAAAGGCUGAAGCAAGGGAUCAGCUGGUCUCCUGAAGAAAUCGAAGACACACGCAGAAAGAUGUUCAACACUGUAUUCCAAGCUGCACCGAAAACAUCACAAAAUCAGUCCCAUCACCAAAUCUCCCAACACUGUGUUUCUGUGCCACCUGCAUGUUUGAGUUCAAGCUACUUACAACAGAUACCAAAGGGAAGCGUUAUGGGUUGGAAAGGAGGGGUCAUAGUCAGUCAGCCUAACGUGACCCAGGCCACAUCUCUUAAGCAGCAGCAGCCAGUUGUUCAAGCGUCACAUGUAAAUAUCCAUCAUGCUCCCAUCCCUAAGGAAACUGGAAAUGAGUUCACUUUUCAGACAGCUGAGAACUGCAACGUUGCAAACAGAGGGGGUAGCGUUAGCAAUCACGGAUACACUGGAAAAAGUGAGACUGGCUGCAGCACAUAUAGCAAGACUAGUGUUAGCUGCUUGCAUGGUAAAAGCCAAAGCAGCAGUUUUAGUGAGGGCAGCAUAAUGAAUCUGACUAACAUUGUCAGAAAAAUCAACUGUCAUGUAAAUGACAGAAGCGCGAACUGCACCAGCAAAUCUAAUAUCAGUUCUGCUUCCAUUUAUGGGCAACAGAAAGCAUCUAGUAACACUAAAGAAAGCAGCAACAGCAGCACCUUUGCCACCACCAGCAAGUAUAACAAUGGAAGCACUUAUAAAAGCACCAGCCACAGUACUAUUUGCACUAAAAGGGAUGGAAACAUGUUAGAAAACACCAGCAAAAAAAGCAACACUAGUGACACUAGUGUGAUCUGUAGCAGCAACAUACAAACUGAAGGGUUUAUACCGCCCCUGCUCCCCCAGCCUGGAAGUCUCAUCGAUCCAUCCCUUAGAAAAGGCAAGCUAUUGCCCGAGCUACCGGCCACUCUGAAGCAAAGCUUUAUUCAUAACUCAUUCCCAGAACAAAAGCAGGUUCAAGGUCUGCCUGUCCAGAAUCAACCAUACGUUGUACGUACUUUGAUAGACACCCAGUCUGCUUUGGCGGGAUCGUUUAGUAAUGUUUUCCUCCAACUCCCUACAACAAGUUCACUCAUUCAGGAGGAACUUAAUCAACACUCCUCUCCAUCCGUUUCUGCUCCCCAAGAGCAAACUUCUCCAAAAACCCUUCUGGGAGCACCUCAGGUCCAAUCCCCUUACAAGGUACACGAUCCCAAGCACUUACCUGCCUUAGACAAAGACGCUAAGCUAUCGGCUUUCGAUGCAGAAAGGUUGCACUCGAACAGAAACGUAACACAAAAAGAAAGUGAAGAACUGACAAAAACGUUUUAUACAGCUGAUGAGCACAGCAAGCUAUUUAGCGCACUACAUACGUUCCCGAACAUGAACACUAACAAGAAACAAGAAAUGCCGCAUAUACAACAAUACAUGCAAGACGCGGACCAAUGGGAAUGCAGCAGCUCAUGUCUCGAAGAGUCAAACAGGAGCCCUGUGAAGAUAAAUGUUAUAGCAUUGAACAAAGAAGAGAGGUUGUACAAGACCAACAACAGCAAGCAGCUAAAGAGCAAGCCGUCGGAGAGCUGGGUCAACGAUGGUGGUCCUAGCCAUAAAAAUGAAGCUUCAGAAUGGCAGGUUGUGGAAGAACGUGUAUCUGAUAUUAGUUACACCCAAACACAUCAACCAGACAGCAAGGCUAACUUUCUGGAGUUUGAAACAGUCAAACUAAGUGCUCUAUCGGAGCGAAAAAGUAUUUUUCAGAGUCUGGACUCUGAAGCUCCUGCGCUGCCAAGAAAUAAGAAGUCAAAGGAAACUUUGGAGGCGUUAGACAAAUCAAGUGCAGGAGAACAAGAUUACUGGGAGAUAAAGCACGAGGAGCGUCAACAACCAAUGGCCAACCAGAGUUUAAGGGGGCAUCAAGCUCAAGACAGCCAAUCGAGAGACUGCCUCAGAGGAGAGCUUCUGAAAGUUUAAGGAUCUCACUCCUCAAGAGCAAGAGGCCGAGGAUCCCAUACUCAUCCUGAACAUUACAUUUCUUGUUUUCUUUAACUAUGACAGCAGAUGAGAUUGUAACGUUUGUGAUGGUAAUGGACUCCAGAGAGUAGGCGCUUCAUAUGUGGGUCCGAUUCGAUUUACGGACAAGGAAAUUCUAUGUAGGCAACUACAAUAUAUAUGCUUGAAACUGCACUAUCGAGGGUGUACUGGAUGUUAGGAAUGUCAGUUAGAUAUUGUGAUGCUUCUUACUAUUUCAAAUAAUCAGCACUUCUGCAAUGCCUUGGGUUUACCAUAUACGUUGGAGCGUUCCAACCAACUUAACCGUCAUUAUGUCCAGAUCAAAUACAUUCUUUACAGCUUAUUUUUCCACAAAGCAUCUAGCAGUUAGCGACAAUUCAUGCACUAUAACUUGCUUUAGUGGUGUCUGUCUGCACACACAACCAAUCGGCCAGACAUUGCCUUAAACAUCACCUUCCUAUUUCUAUGACUGGCUGCACAAACAAGCUUUUCAGCAACCGUGUUGAUGUGUGUAUAAAAUGGGGAUGAAGAAUCCCAACAUGAACUGCUGCUAUAUCUUUGGAGGUGUUUUUUAUAAGCAUAACCAGACUAUUAUAUGUGAAAGCUUAAAAAAAAAGAAAUGUUAAUUUAUGAUGGAGAAAGUAUAAAACUGUGUGCUUACAAGAGGAUUACGUUCUCAUAGACAGUUGGAACAUAUGCUCUGCUAACUGGGUAUUCCCUGUGCUUAUAGAUGACGUUGGGCUACUUAUAUAUAUAUAUAUAUACACACACACACACACACACGUGUAUAUAUAUAUAUAUAUAUAUAGUAUAUACUGUAUAUAUAUAUAUAUAUAUAUAUACACACACAUAUACAUUAUGCAUCAUUUAUAUGCUGCUAAGUUCAGACCAUCCAAAGUGAGUAACAGGUGCUUUUCAUCCCUUAUUAUUUGCAUUUGUAUUCAAUGUGGUUUCUCUUUGAAAGUUAACACAAAGAUCAUAUCUGAACUUACAGUAUUACCUUCCCUUCAAGUACCAUUGUGCAGGUCUGUCUAAAGAACACAGUGCACUGGAGUGUUAUCCUUUCUACACAUUAAAACUCUUUUGGUAUAAAUAGAGGAUGUCAAAUUUGAGUUUUGCAUUUCACAGCAGUUUAAUUUCACACACUUAAAAGCAAAAUAUAUAGAUCAGACUGAAACAAGGCAGGUAUAGCAAAUUCAGUUAACAGGGAAAUGCGUGUCCUAACAUGUCGAUUGCAGCUUGGCUUUGUGAGAAAACGCACAUCACACAUCAUCAAAUGAUUAACAAACAACCCCUGAAAAGGCAGUCACAAAGCCCAUUUUAAGUAUCAGUCCUUUAAAGAGAAAGGAAGUCAUCUCGAGGGAAUAAAUGAUUAGAAUACUUGCUUGAACACUAGAGUCACAGAGAGGUCUCGAGUGCACUUUUCAAAAGGAAUGAAACCUUGCCUUGCCUACAGCUUGGCUAAUACAUCAUACAGCCCUUUCUUCCAAGACAAACAGACUGGGUCUUUUUUUAAAUGCUUCCCCUCCGAGUUCUUCCUCAGGCCUGUUCUCAAAGCACGAUUUGGUUCUGAUUUCACACGGUUCUGAGAAGACGGCAAGUUCUUCAACCCUUUA
Messenger RNA from Triplophysa rosa, 5056 nucleotides. RefSeq names its product zinc fingers and homeoboxes 3a (gene zhx3a). Bases 510 to 3401 code for a protein of 963 amino acids. The transcript is spliced from 3 exons. Gene Ontology annotation, molecular function: DNA-binding transcription factor activity, RNA polymerase II-specific; DNA binding. Lineage: Eukaryota; Metazoa; Chordata; Actinopteri; Cypriniformes; Nemacheilidae. Gene Ontology annotation, biological process: regulation of transcription by RNA polymerase II. Gene Ontology annotation, cellular component: nucleus. The record is from RefSeq and is a predicted model, not a curated record.